This is a messenger RNA of Microbotryum saponariae, 198 nucleotides long. NCBI's taxonomy places the organism in Eukaryota, Fungi, Basidiomycota, Microbotryomycetes, Microbotryales, Microbotryaceae. The record is from the annotation of a GenBank genome assembly.
AUGGCUCUGGCGAGCUAUGUUUUCGCAGCGCAAUGGGUGAGCGGUCCCCUCUGUAUUUGACUCGCAGUUGGUUCAUCGCUUAAGUUGUUGACAUGAGCGUACUUGGCGUCGUCUAGAAGGUACCCCAUCCAGGCGUUGUUGUGCUCAAAAUGGACGAACUAUCCGCUCAACAAGGAAGGAAAGGAGUGCUUUGUGUGA